UAUAAACGACAUUGGUCAGAGGAGAUUCUAAAAUACAAGGAUGUCUACGGCCCUAUGGCCCGAGAGGCAUAUGUUUACGGUUGGAUAAGUCUACGCAAAGAGUCGUAUAUAAUUCUCCGGAAAUACGCCAAAACACAGGCGUUGUCUAAAGUGGUGGCCGAAAAUGUGCGCCAAAUGAUUGACAACAUUACCACUAUUGAGGGCAUCGGCACACCAUUCAAACCCAACCUUUAUGUAUACAAUCUGAUAGUCAGUAUAAUGGGAUGUGUAAUGUUCAGCAAAAAAAUUGAUAUAAAACAGCCCGAACUCCACAAAUAUAAAUACCUUACAACUGACUUUGGAGAUGAGCUUGGUAGCUUAAUGUUUAUAUAUGAUUUUAUACCAAUUACACAAUAUUUUAUGCUAAACCCUCUGGCUAAAUAUCAGUCUAUAUUUGACGAAAUGUGGAUUUAUGCGCGAGAUUUAUACGAAAAUCACGUGAAAACAUAUGACAGCAAUAAUUUGCGUGACUUUUGCGAUACAAUUAUUGCCGCUAAACACGAGGCCAUUGCGGAUAACAAGCCGUCGGCUAAAUAUCUAACCGAUGAGAAUCUGAUAACAACUAUGUGUGGACUCAUUAAUGCUGGCGUGGAGACCACUCAGGACACGGUAUUGUGGAUAAUGCUAUACAUAGCCUAUUACCCCGAUUAUCAACAAAAGUUACGCAACGAGAUUAGCCGUGAGAUCGGCGAUCGGGUGCCAGUGUUUGAGGACAAGUCACGGCUCAACUAUACGCUCGCGUUUAUGACCGAAAUAUUACGGCACAGAAAUCCGGCGCCGAUCGGAAACUUUCACCGAACGGUUGUCGACACACAAUUGGGCAAGCACACGGUACCAAAACACACCCAGGUACUGGUGCAUCAAGUUCACAUUAUGACCGAUGCGACAAAGUGGAAAAAUCCGGACAAAUUUGAGCCAGAACGAUUUCUAGACAAGCAUGGACAAUUUAUUGAAUCAAAGGCCGCAGAGUAUAUUCCGUUUGGUUUGGGUCGGCGAGUGUGUCCGGGCGACACAUUAGCGCAUAGCGAAUUAUUUUUUAUCCUGCUACCAAGCUCAUCUCCAAAGUCAGUUGUA
This is a messenger RNA of Medioppia subpectinata, 1113 nucleotides long. NCBI's taxonomy places the organism in Eukaryota, Metazoa, Arthropoda, Arachnida, Sarcoptiformes, Oppiidae. The record is from the annotation of a GenBank genome assembly.